Molecule: messenger RNA, 2964 nt
Organism: Prunus armeniaca (apricot)
Lineage: Eukaryota; Viridiplantae; Streptophyta; Magnoliopsida; Rosales; Rosaceae
Source: the annotation of a GenBank genome assembly
AUGGCACAAAAGACCGAUCCAUCUGAAGUGAGGGCGUUGAACUCAAUAUUCGAGCAAUGGGACACGCAAGCCGUGCCGGGGCUGUGGAAUAUCAGUGGAGAUCCAUGCAGUGGAUCUGCCGUUAAUGGAACUCCCUUUGAGGAUCCAGCUAAUAAUCCAUCCAUCAAAUGUGAUUGUACUUAUGAAAAAAAUACUACCUGCCACAUCACCCUACUGAAAAUUGAUCAGAAUUAUUUCACCGGUCCCCUACCAGCAUUCAUCGGCAAUAUGUCUGCGUUGACGAUAUUGUCAGUUGCCAUCAAUUCAUUCUCUGGACCCAUCCCAAAGGAGCUUGGAAACCUUAAGGAGCUAACUAUCCUGUCCUUUGAAUUUAAUAAUUUCUCUGGAACACUCCCUCCAGAACUUGGUAAUUUAGUCAAGCUCGAGAAAUUGUACAUGGAAAGCUGUGGACUCAGUGGUGAAAUUCCUUCAACAUUUGCUAAGCUCAUCAACAUGCAAAUCCUCUAUGCAUCAGACAUUCCUUUGUCAGGAAAGAUACCUGCUUUCAUUGGGAAUUGGACAAAACUAACUGUUUUGAGAUUUCAAGGGAACUCUUUUGAAGGCCCAAUACCAACCAGUUUUUCUCAACUGACUUCAUUGAAAACUCUGCGAAUCAGUGAUAUAUCUAAUGUGAGCUCCUCUCUUGAUUUUAUAAGAAAUUUGAAGAACUUGACUGAGUUAGUUCUACGGAAUGCAUUAAUCAAUGGUAGCAUUCCUUCUGAUAUUGGAGAAUAUGAAGGUUUACAGAUACUGAAUCUGGGUUUCAACAAUUUAACAGGCCAACUCCCAAGUUCUUUGUUCAACAUGAGUUCUCUUACAUACUUGUUUCUUGGAAACAAUAGCCUGUCUGGACCUCUUCCAAGCCAAAAGAGCAAUCGACUUCAGACUAUUGAUUUGUCUUACAACUAUUUAUCAGGAAGCUUUCCCCAAUGGGUAACCACAAUAUCACAACUGAACUUAGUGGUCAACAACUUCACAUUUGGGAGUUCAAACAUAACUCUUCCUGGAUUGAAUUGCCUCCAGAGGAAUUUUCCAUGCAAUCGAGAUACCCCUCGAUAUGCAAACUUCUCAAUCAAGUGUGGAGGAUCACAAAUGAGUGGAAGUGAUAGCAUAUUGUAUGAAGCUGACGACUCAGAUCUUGGCCCAGCAACAUUUAAUGUAACCAGUACACAGAAAUGGGCUGUUAGCAAUGUGGGUUUGUUUGCUGAAAAAAAGAAUCCAUCAUUUGUGCAAAACACCCUUACGCAAGUCACCGGUACAGAUGUGACCCCAGAGCUUUUCCAGAAUUCAAGGUUGUCCCCAGGUUCACUGCGAUACUAUGGCCUGGGUCUUCAGAAUGGACCUUAUACUGUAACAUUGCAAUUUGCAGAAACGGUUUUUGACAGCCGCGCUAAACAAACUUGGGAAAGUCUAGGAAGGCGUGUAUUUGAUAUCUAUAUUCAAGGGAACCUCAUAAGGAAGGACUUCGACAUAUCGAAGGAGGCAGGUGGGGUUAACAGAGCAGUUAAGAGACCCUUCAAGGUUAAUGUGACAGAGAAUUACCUAGAUAUUCAUCUGUUCUGGGCUGGUAAGGGAACAUGUUGCAUACCUGAACAGGGUGAUUACGGCCCGCUAAUAUCGACUGUCCAUGCUGCUUCAGAUUUUACACCAACUGUUUCUGGGCUUCCACCAACUACUCCAGGAAAGAAUAGCAGGAAUGGGUUGAUAGUUGGUAUUGCAGUCCCUGUUGGGGUUGUGAGCUUGCUAUUAUUAUUUGCAGUUCUAUAUAUGAGGAGAAAAAAAUCAGAAAAAGAUGACGAUGAAGUUCUUCUAGGAUUAGGCCCCCGACCAAAUACUUUCAGUUAUGCUGAGUUGAGAGCUGCAACAGAAGAUUUUAAUCCUUCAAAUAAGCUAGGAGAGGGAGGAUAUGGACCUGUUUAUAAGGGUACACUAUCUGAUGGGAGGGUAGUGGCUGUGAAGCAACUUUCAGUAGCAUCUCACCAAGGGAAGAGUCAAUUUGUAACCGAGAUUGCUACAAUAUCUGCAGUCCAACAUCGCAAUCUAGUGAAAUUGUAUGGAUGCUGCAUCGAAGGAACCCAGCGCAUUUUGGUUUAUGAGUAUCUUGAAAACAAGAGCCUUGAUCAGGCACUUUUUGGAAGAAAUGACUUGCACCUUGACUGGCCUACCCGCUUCAAUAUAUUGUUGGGAACAGCAAGAGGACUUGCUUACCUUCAUGAGGAGUCAAGGCCCAGGAUUGUACAUCGAGAUGUCAAAGCCAGUAAUAUUUUGCUCGAUGCAGAACUCUCCCCAAAAAUAUCAGAUUUUGGAUUGGCAAAGCUUUAUGAUGACGAAAAAACCCACAUUAGCACCCGGGUUGCAGGGACAAUAGGUUAUUUGGCGCCGGAGUAUGCAAUGCGCGGACAUCUGACAGAAAAGGCUGAUGUAUUUGGUUUCGGGGUUGUUGCUUUGGAGAUCCUCAGCGGGAGGCCAAACUCAGACAACAACUUGGAUCGUGAAAAGAUUUAUCUUCUUGAAUGGGCAUGGACUCUACAUGAAAACGACCAGAGUUUGGGGCUGGUGGAUCCGAGAUUGACAGAGUUUGAUGAAAAGGAAGCAACUAGAUUGAUAAAAACAGCUCUCCUCUGCACUCAGGCAUCACCAAUGAUGAGGCCAUCAAUGUCACGCGUAGUGGCAAUGCUCUCAGGAGAUAUUGAAGCAAGCACUGUUAUUUCAAAGCCAAGUUAUUUGACAGAUUGGGAUUUCAGAGAUGUAACCACAAGUAGCUUUUUGAUGGAUAAUGAUACCCCAUCAACUGAGAGCAAUGUUCUUCUCAACUGUCAGCCUGAAGGGAGCACAACUGGUGCUAGCCCUGGGAUUGACCUUUCGCCGUCUCCGGUAAAUGUCACUGAACCAAUGCUCACUGGCAUUAUAGGAGAAGGCAGGUGA